GAUUCUGUGACUGCUUCGUAUCGAGACGUAGCGCGUGCAAGAACUCGGGGCGACGAGCGGCAGCGAUAUGAUGAACCUCGCCGAUCAAGAAGUACCAGCGGUUACUGUCGAUUUAACGAGAAUGGCCGGCGAUGGUUAUGGCCGAUUGGAAGAACCGAUGCUCGCUGCGGAUAGUACCGCUUACUGUCCGACUUACCCGGUACCCGAAUCAACCGGUGACAACAAAAAUCAGCAUGGUACACAACUAUAUCCACAGCAAGACUUCAGGCACGAAACCUGGCUUCAAGACGGGAGUAGCUGUGAAACGGAGGACAGCGAGCAAUUCGUGCCAGAAUUUCAUCAUAUGUCGGGUAACGACGUCAAGCGUGGAUCCUCGCAAUGCAGCAAAAGAGUCAACACCGAUCGUUUUGAAUCGCAGUAUUCGGACCACCGAGAGUCCAACAUUCGAAACAACAAUUUCCUCGAUCCGAGUCCCGCAGCCUCUUCAUCUUGUUUCGGAAAUAAUCGCGUUAGUGAUGAAAAUAGGGAAGCGACGGAAAAUAACGUUGCUGUAAAAGAAGAGCCAAAGGAUCGAGGCUACAUCGAACCGAUUCCCGUGACGAGUUUGACGGCUUCUAGAAUUCAAGAGCCUCUAACAGCUCGUAGUCUGGUGUAUCAACGAGAGCAGCACAACUUCGCUCCAGGAUUAUCGGUGAGAGAGGUGAAAGGUUCCCCGACGUCGAAUCGGCCCGCGAGCGCGAAUUCAUCCGCGUCCCAGUGGCAUUCGGUCCAAAGUUCGGGGGAAUCGGCGUUCUUAUCUCGCCAAGAAAUCUGGGCGGCUUCCGAGAUUUAUCAAAGAAGAAGCAUAACGCCAACGUGGACGGAAUUGGGAGGGGGGGCUCAACCUGAUUUGCGAAAUUUAUCCUGGGAACGACGACAGGGUGGCGGCGGCGUCGGCGGUGGUGGCUCCUCCUCCUCCUCCUCCUCCUCCUCUUAUCAGAAGCGAAACAGUUCACCGAAUUUACUAUGGGGCUCGGAUUAUUGCAAGAGAUCGGGCUCGAACGUUGGAACUUGCGGAUGGAGCGAAGUUUCCGUCGGUUAUCAGCAACAACAACAACACAGACGAGGAUCCCUUCAAUUGUGGCAAUUCUUGGUUGCGCUGCUGGAUGAUCCGGUCAACUCCGCAUGUAUCGCAUGGACCGGCAGGGGAAUGGAGUUUAAACUCAUCGAACCCGAAGAGGUGGCUCGCCGAUGGGGCGUGCAAAAAAAUCGACCGGCGAUGAAUUACGAUAAGCUCAGUCGUUCGUUGAGGUAUUACUACGAGAAAGGUAUAAUGCAGAAAGUUGCCGGGGAAAGAUACGUUUACAAGUUCGUGUGUGAUCCAGAGGCCCUGUUCAACAUGGCAUACGGCGGCGGGGCAGGUGGACCGACGAUAUCCGGCGAGGCUCGGGCCGGAGGCGACGGAGGUGGUGGUGACGUUACGAGCGUUACCAGAAGUCAGGCUAUUACGGUAAAGCAUACGAGCCAAACUGACGUUUCCGAUGUUGACAAACAUCCGGCUUGCUCCGGCUAUAACGACGCUGUUCUCGCCGUGUACUCGAAUACCUCUUCCGCGUACGCGUCGUCGAGCCUUCAUCAUUUUCACCAGUACCUCGGCUCGAGCAACGACGGAUUCAAGACUCCCCCAGCCCGUUAUCAUUCUCAUCAAUAUGCCGGGAAUCACUACUAUCAUCAUCCACCUUCCGGUUACCCGGAGUCUUUUCUCAAUUACGGUCGUUUUACCGCUCACGAUCCACUUCCGACUGAGAUCCCUCUUCGAGUUCAAGAUACAUCUAGAUCUCAUUGUGUCGCUGGUUCCGAAAAUCUCGAGAGAACGAGACAUUCUAAUAUGGCUUACAAUUCCGGCCAAAGGUUAUUGCAUUUACCGGCGAGCAAUAACAGCGACAACAAUGACAACGAGGCGGCGGCGGCGGCGGCGGCGGCGGCGGCGGCGGCGACGGCGGCGGUGGUGGCGACGACAAACCAGCCUCAGAAAAUCGAGCAAGCUCCUUAUGCGUGUCUAGAAGUCGGUAGUUGCGUCUGUUGAGAUUCGCACUCGAUAAAAAAUGAAUUUCCGAUGGUACCAGCACAUUUGGCUUCAAUCGGGGUGAAAUUCAUAAUCAGUAUAUUCUCAGGGGAGAAAAGUGUGCAUCGAUGGGUUAGCGGGCGUGACAAUUAAAACAGUUUCGAUGUAUUUUCGUAAUUGUUUUUCAUCACGGUGCAUAAACGUGGAAAAUUGAAGGUGCGUCGAGUGAGAAAAAUCCAUAGUUUGCUUGAAAAUUGAGAAGCAUACGUGAACAACAAUUGAAAGAUUCUUCGGUCGUUCGACAAACCAUAUCCCCCCUUGGAACAUUUCGGUUUUUGCAACAUUAAUUGAGUGUUCCUUGAUACGCGUCGUGCAAAGAGGGAAAAAAAAAAGUUAUUAUUCGGUCUACGGAAAAAGGAUACUCGGCGGCCGCCGCGCGAAUGCAUCAACGAGCUCGCCGUAUAUAAUCACGCGUGUGCAAUAAAUUAUUGAUUUGUUGGGCGCGGGCUUGCCGGUACGCUUGCCCGCUGCUGCAACAAGUACAAGAAUACUCGUGUAAAUAGUGACACACCUAUAUAGUGAGCUCCCGAAGUUUCGAAUUUUCCCGGUGCUCUCCGUAAAUUCAAUAUUUAUCAUCUUCGUUUAUUCAAAUGUAAUGAUGUAUAAUAAAUUA
Venturia canescens is the source of this 2717-nucleotide messenger RNA. It is a transcript of the gene Ets96B, whose product is annotated as ETS translocation variant 4-like. The transcript has 9 exons. The record is from RefSeq and is a predicted model, not a curated record. Bases 68 to 2065 code for a protein of 665 amino acids. Gene Ontology annotation, biological process: regulation of transcription by RNA polymerase II; cell differentiation. NCBI's taxonomy places the organism in Eukaryota, Metazoa, Arthropoda, Insecta, Hymenoptera, Ichneumonidae. Gene Ontology annotation, molecular function: sequence-specific DNA binding; DNA-binding transcription factor activity, RNA polymerase II-specific. Gene Ontology annotation, cellular component: nucleus.